Penaeus chinensis is the source of this 2857-nucleotide messenger RNA. Its product is annotated as serine proteinase stubble-like. NCBI's taxonomy places the organism in Eukaryota, Metazoa, Arthropoda, Malacostraca, Decapoda, Penaeidae. Gene Ontology annotation, molecular function: serine-type endopeptidase activity. Bases 788 to 2542 code for a protein of 584 amino acids. Gene Ontology annotation, biological process: proteolysis. The record is from RefSeq and is a predicted model, not a curated record. The transcript is spliced from 8 exons.
AUCAGUAUGUGAUGGUAAUUAAUGUGAUGUUAAUAUGUAGCCGCUUUAUUUACUAGUUGUAAUCGUGAAAGGCGAGCAUGAAGACUGUUGUUAAGUUGUUAAACAUACUAAAACGUCAGUGUCAACAUUUCUUUUCAUAAGGACUUUUUUGGUAUUUGCAAUGUGCACCCUCCAUCAAGGUUAAGGUGAAAGUGGGAGGAUAUGAUACCACUGAACGCAUCCUUUGUGUGCAUAUGUGUAUGACAUUGAUAACAUGUGGCAGUCUUUCUUGCGAGCCAGUGGCUGCAAUGUGGGCUCUCAGGCACUACGGCUUUGGUGCAAAUAUCCUGCCGCUGUUCACAUGUAGCCCUGGUUGGAGAGAGUAAUUGUUCCUACUUCAGGCCCUCCUCUACUUUGUUCCUCCAUUCACUGCCCUUCACCAACCCGGACGCAGGAACUCCCCAAAAAGGCCAGGUCACAGAGGGAAGGGAGGCAGGCGCUUACUCGAACCGUUUCACAAUCGCAAAGUCACCGGAACCGAAAGUAAGAGUAGUGCCGAACGUUGGAGUCGAGUCACUCAUCAUCCGUCCGAACUUGGGACGAGACUCACGUGGGAUUCAGGCGUUACCAGAAAAAUAUCUGGGUGACCAUAGGCAUAUUUAAAAAGUUACGGCAAAUGUGUGGUUAUUGGCAGUGAGCUGAUAAUUGAACUGCUCAAAAUAUUAUACGUUUUAGUGGUUCAUUGUAAGAGAAAUGAUUCUGUGAAUAAAUCUGCACUAGUGUCGUUUCUAAGGGAGUUGUAUCAAUUAUGGCAGGUCGCGUGUUGUGGGCCUGCACAGGCGUCUUGUUAUCGGCAGCGGUGCUCGUGAUUGGAGACCCCCCGCCCCCCAUCGUCCGCCUUCAGCCGCAGGGCCGGGCCAUCGACACACAUACGUACUAUUCAUACAACAAGAUCGCCCACAAAGCAUGCAGAGUGGGCGGCGUUGAGGGCGUGUGCAUGUUCGUGUGGGAGUGCAUUAAGACGGACGGCCACCACAUGGGCAUGUGCAUGGACGGCUUCAUGUUCGGCUCUUGCUGCACGCACGACGAAGCCUCCAACAGCCUCAAGCCGUCAUCGGGUCAGAAGGAAGGCGAGGAGGUGGUCGCCCCGGGUAUCUCUGUCAAGAACACCACGGAGCCCGUAACGCCCACGGCGCCCACACCCACUGUCUCAACGGGGGCGGCUUCCGUCAUUACGUCACGCCCACUUACCAUUCAGCGACCCACAUCCCGCCCCUCGACCCUGCGUCCCAUCCCCGGCACCGCACUGCCAGUGACCUCCACUCCUCGCACAGGCAGCCCUUCCUCCAGGGAGCCGCCGAGCACGCCCGCGUCGCCCGUGCCGCCCACGCCACCCUCGCCGCCCACGAGGCCAACGCGGCCUCCCAAACCCACAAAGCCGCAACGCCCUACCACGCGCCCCUGGUGGGCGUCAGCGUACACGACCCCCCCGAUCCCCUCGGAGGAACGCGUUACCACCGAGUCCACGACGCCGCCCCCGCCCACUGUCCCCAGCACACUGUCCCCUUCCACGACCACGACGAGAAGAACGACCACCCGUAGGUCCACCACUCGAACGCCUACUACUACUAGACGGUCUACCACCACUAGAAGAACGACUACAUCAUCAACAACAACAACCACAACAACAACAACAACAACGACCACAACACCAAUGCCUUCGACGACGACCGCCAGCGCUUCUUCACCAUCUGGUCCUCUGGUUAGCAGCGCGCACACCAAGUACGAGUGCGGCGUCCCGAGCAUCCUCCCGCAACCCGAGGGCAGGAUCGUGAACGGCAGCAACGCCAGGUUCGGCGAGUGGCCGUGGCAGGUGUCAGUGCGGCGUAUCAGUUUCUUCGGGUUCUCCUCGACGCACCGCUGCGGAGGCGCCCUGCUCAACGACCAGUGGGCGGCCACCGCGGGCCACUGCGUCGACGACUUGCUGGUGCAGCAAAUUCGCAUCCGCGUGGGCGAGUACGACUUCUCAUCCGUGCACGAGCCCCAUCCCUACGUAGAGCGCGCCGUCAAGAGGAAGGAGGUUCAUCCUAAGUACAACUUCUUCACCUACGAGAACGACCUGGCGUUGGUGCAGCUGGAGAAACCGCUGCAGUUCCUUCCCCACAUCUCCCCCAUAUGUCUGCCUGGCAACAACGACCUGCUAAUCGGGGAGCGAGGCACAGUGACCGGCUGGGGCAGACUCUCCGAACACGGGAGAUUGCCCUCCGUGCUGCAGAAGGGAUCGGUGCCCAUCGUCAGCAACGCCAAGUGCAAGGAGAUGUUCCUGGAGGGUGGCCGACGGGAGCACAUCCCGGACAUCUUUCUCUGCGCCGGCUACGAGAAGGGCGGCAUCGACUCCUGUCAGGGGGACUCCGGCGGGCCGCUACAGGUUCGGGGAGCAGAUGGCAGGUACUUCUUGGCGGGAAUCAUCUCCUGGGGAAUCGGAUGCGCCGAGCCCAACCUCCCUGGCGUGUGCACUAGGAUCUCCAAAUUCGUUCCUUGGAUUCUUGACAUUGUUACCUAAGCCAUGGCAGGACGAGAAAAACACAGUACAAGUGGACUGAUUUCCAUGUGUGAGAACAAUGAUGCUAGCCUCUGCGAGCGGCGGACUUAGUGCUCAAACGUGAACUCCUUGCAAUCGACAAGUCCAUGGCGGUGAUGACAUUCGAAAGUGAAGCGCUGCUCAGAGACUGGGUCGCGACCAAAGGCGAGCCUCUUAACAACAAUAUUUUGUGGUGUGGCAUAUUAAGUAUACUCGAACUGUUGAUUGAAAAGCAGUUAUGGCUCAGUGCAUGCUCAAACAAAUGAUGCACCCCUACACACACACACACACACACAC